AUGGACAAAAUUAAGGAGCGGAUGAACACCCUCCGUCUGGAGGCCGAUGACGCCCAGGCCAAGGUGGAGGAGUUGAAGACUAAGGUGAAGACGUUGGAGCAGGAGAACUUGGCCAAGGAACAGGAAAUCACAUCUCUCAACCACCGAAACCAGCUCCUGGAGGGUGAGGUGGAGAAACUCGAACUCACCCUCAAGGAGGCCAAGGACGCUGCCAACCAGAGUGCGCAGCACGACACCCAGAACGAAGCCCUCCAGAGACGCCUGCAGCUCCUGGAAGAGGAAGCUGAGGAGGCCGACCGGAAUCUGCGCGAGACCAAUGAGAAACUCCGUCAAACCGACGUCAAGGCCGGCCACUACGAGCGUAAAGUGCAGGCUCUUGAAGCUACCCGUGACCAGUGGGAGACCAAGUAUGAGGAGAUGGCGAAGAAGCACGCUGAAUUACAGAAGGAUCUUCACGACCUCGAGGUUUCUAUAAGCAAUGUUUAG
Messenger RNA from Aspergillus tanneri, 486 nucleotides. Its product is annotated as tropomyosin. The record is from RefSeq and is a predicted model, not a curated record. The transcript is spliced from 3 exons. The coding region runs from base 1 to 486 and encodes 161 amino acids. Lineage: Eukaryota; Fungi; Ascomycota; Eurotiomycetes; Eurotiales; Aspergillaceae.